CGACGGGAUGGCGGAAGCCGGUUUCGUUCAUGGCUCCUGUCGGUGAUGUGUCUAGCCUGAUUACAACAUCUUCUAUUGUCCGCAAUCUUUCCAUCACCACUCAGAAACUCUCCCAUCACGCCACAUAUUAUACUGCAGCGUCGAGCCGUGAAACCCCCACAAGUUUCUUUCACCAUGGUAGUUCUUUUGCCAGAAGAGAUCAUCCGCAUGAUCACAGAGCAGUGCUCCCUGAAAGGCCAGGCUUCACUAGCACGGUCCUGUGUUCAACUUCAUGCCAUAUGCAAUUACAUCCUAUACCGCAACGACGUUCAGAACCACGGAUGUUCUUCUGUGUUUCAUGCUAUUGCCUGGUGUCACGAUCAGGCCCUUGCCUUAAGAACUCUUGCGGCAGCCGAGGCGGGUGGAGCAGACUUCAGGCAGUGCCAUGAUGCUCGGAAUCAUCAUCCCUUAUCCUUCCACCACUCCGACACGACGCUCCAUUCCCCUAUCCAUCUAGCAGCAAGGCGGGGACUGGAUGACAUUGUCUCCUUUCUCGUCAGCCACGGGAUCCCCCCGGACGGACCGGAGGGCGUAUGCAGAACGCCACUCGCGGAAGCCAUUUUACACAACCAGGAGUCAACCGCGAUACUACUGGUGCACCAAGGGGCUUCUGUCGGGCUUCAGCCUCCGGAGUUCGACGCAUACCGCGCUGCUGUUCGUCAGGGCCUCACAGAGCUCACAAAGAUCAUAGUGAAGGCAAAGGACAUAAACGUCAACUCUGAAGAUGGGUACGGUUGUACAGCCUUGAUGUUGGCUGUUUGCCACAGGAGGAAACGGGUAGUUCGCGUCCUCCUCGACCUCGGGGCGGACGCGAAGGCAGCGUUGCGGGAUUUUUGCCAGAAUCACACCUUCGCUUCUCUUUUGUGGACCUUGGAAGCGGGUUCGUCAGCCUUGCGGAAGUCUCUAGGCCUCAAAGGUCUUCUCGAUCUCGUUGUUUCCGUCGCCACGCAACAGGUGUCUCCGAUUCAAAAGAGCCAGCAAGUAACUGCGUUGCAAACACUGCUAGACCUUCUACAAAAGGCAAGAUCUGGUGCGUCUUCAGGACCUGUGCUUCCAACCGACGAGCUAGAUUGCUUCCUGGAUGCUCUCUUACAGAGGGUGCUAUCAGUGGAGCGUGCAGACGCAGCCAUUGCAUCAAUGCUGCUGCAGCAUGGAGCCCGAAUUCGCGUGGGCAUUUUCUUGCAGCUGUUGGGAAUCCUCAACUCGACCGUCUUCGCCAAGGAUAAUUUACGCUGUCUACGUCGGCAUCCGAGACUCCUUCAAAGUUUUGACUUUGUAUACUCUUACUGCGCCAAUCUCCCGGCUGCAGGAAGGAGUUUCACGGUCGACUACUUCAUCGAGAACGUACCGGACCAAGCUGUUCGCCUCGUGUACGAGUUGAAGCGGCUCGACUUGCCACUUACAGCCAGGGGAGCCCAGAGGAUGAGUCUCAGAGCAGCUGGAGAAGGGACCCGGGAAGCACAGUCCGGCACUACGGCUUAG
Ilyonectria robusta is the source of this 1521-nucleotide messenger RNA. Its product is annotated as ankyrin repeat-containing domain protein. Gene Ontology annotation, molecular function: protein binding. The transcript has a single exon. The record is from RefSeq and is a predicted model, not a curated record. NCBI's taxonomy places the organism in Eukaryota, Fungi, Ascomycota, Sordariomycetes, Hypocreales, Nectriaceae. Bases 175 to 1521 code for a protein of 448 amino acids.